Molecule: messenger RNA, 279 nt
Organism: Suillus subaureus
Lineage: Eukaryota; Fungi; Basidiomycota; Agaricomycetes; Boletales; Suillaceae
Exons: 2
Source: RefSeq, a predicted model, not a curated record
AUACAUCCAGCUAUAUAUGAUGGAAGUGGUUCGCAUACCCACAUGGGUAUCAACCACCCUAUUCUAGCGCACUUUCUCUGUCCAGUCAGGGAACUUAAAAGAUUUUCAGAGGAUGCUGACAAGGCAUUUAAAGACAUGCAAUGUGGCAAGAUCAACUUGACUGCAUCCACACUUCCUGCAUUUCUAUGGGCUGGAGACCCACCAGGUGAAGACUACGACAAUGACAACAUGUUCGAAGGCAUGUUUGAUGGUUAUUUGUUGGAGCAGGUAGGCAUUUUU